AUGCCGCAGCGCAAGAAGUUUGCGGCGGACGGCAACGUGAAGGACCAGAUCCAGAAGGAGAUUGAAGCCAACCCGGUCGUCGUCUUCAUGAAGGGCGUCCCGAGCGCACCUAUGUGCGGCUUCUCCAAACAGGUCGUGGAGGUGCUCAAGACUCAGGGCGUACCAUUCAAGGGCAUCAACGUCCUCGCGGACCCCGACGUGCGCGAGGGCGAGUUCUCAAACUGGCCGACGGUUCCGCAACUGUACAUUGGCGGCGAGUUCAUUGGAGGCUGCGACAUUACGGUGGAGCUGCACCAGAGUGGAGAGCUGGCCGAGGAGCUGAGAAAGGCGGGUGUCAAGGACUGA
Molecule: messenger RNA, 345 nt
Organism: Emiliania huxleyi CCMP1516
Lineage: Eukaryota; Haptophyta; Isochrysidales; Noelaerhabdaceae
Product: glutaredoxin
Exons: 4
Coding region: 1-345 (114 amino acids)
Molecular function (GO): disulfide oxidoreductase activity
Source: RefSeq, a predicted model, not a curated record